AAUAACACAAUAUCUAGUUAGUGCGCUUUGUGGCUUGUAUAGUAAUAGUUGUCUCGAUCUGAUUCCGAUAAAAUAUACCAUCUACCUGUAUACUCUUGUCAAUGGAAAGGUUGAGAAAAUAUUCAACGAGUGAAGCGAAAACAUUGCAAUACAUAUAUGAAUUCUUAUUGUCCAAUAACAUGACGAAGACUUCGGCUUGUUUCAUCGAAGAAUGUCACAAAUUGAAUAUGCCAGUACCGUCUGUUGCUGCCGAAUCGACCGAAACUUGUAGUAACAAUCCGGUCCACCUGUCCAAAGAUCGAGCUGCGACCAUUAUUCAGUCUUUUAAAUCUGCGUCUAGGUCAACGUUUAUGAAGACAUGGGGUGAUUUAGCCGACGAGAUAAAACAGAUCGACGAGUAUCGAAAACUGACGUUUUACCUUCACGUCUACUACACCAUACUGGAAUGUAAAAAACGUGUCAACAAAUCGGAAAACUGCAGUGAUGAUAGAUGUGAUGAGAACGACGAAAGUUCGAUGGCCGCUUUUCGCACUUUUCUGCUCCAGAGAGGUGCUGAGUUCAGUACUGAAAACGAAUUUUUACCGUAUUUUGCAUUGCCAUACGUGUUCGAACCGAUGCAACACCCUUCGUUUAAAAAUUUGUUCAAAGAAAAUCGAUGGUGUGAUUCGCUAAAAAAAAGAUUGGAGGACUUUAUUUUGGACAUCGCUAUUAGCACAUCGGUUAUAUUAGUACCAAGCAAAGAAGCGGGAAAGCGAAAAUUUACAAAAAAAAAAUUUAAAACGUUGUACAAGGAAUACAAACCGCUGAAUGCUUUGGCCGCUGAACUUUUAAAUGCUUUGGAAAAUUCGAUUCGGGGACAGUCGAUUAAUUUGGAAAUUAUUUUAAAAAAUUGUAAUGCUGUGGUGGAAAACAACGACAACAGUGAAAAAAAUUUAGAAAUUGCUGACGACCAAUUCGAUUUGUCCAUUUUUAAAAUCAAACUCGAACUCCGGGACGGUAACAGCACCAAGAACAAAUUACUUAUCUUACAAGCCUUGCGUUGGAGGUUGACAAAAUCGGAAAACAGAACUGACACGGUAGUGAUGAUAAAAAAAUACGACUUACUGGAUUUGUGCAAAUCGAAAGCCGAACAAGGACUGAUGAAAUGGCUGAUGAUGACAAACGGGCCACAUCCGCUACAACAAAUGAUAUCAAGACUGCUGAAUGCCCUGGCGUCAUUCAAUAGAGGCCGCAGGUAUUUGGCAGGCUCUCCGUUUUUACUCCGUCUAAUCAUAUCUCAGCUCAUAUCUUCACAACACUUUUGGGACACGAUCACGAGCAACAUGCUGUUGGGAACGUUGCAGAAGCUGAGUAUGGGAUCUCGAGCACGAAAGCGGAUGAUUGGAAACGGUCUGACCACUUGGCUGGCCGACCAGCUCGUUCGUAAAAGCGAAUUCACCGGAGAUCGAAACAAAUACGAGAUGUACGAUCUGGAAUAUAGUCUAGGGCUGUUUAUGAACCUUUGCCAGUGCCAGGCGGCCGUCAGAGCUUGUGGCUCGCGUUCCCGCAACCUGUUCAAGAGCUUGGGAGUUUUCAUGACGACGUUGGACGUGGAUAUCAUGCCGUGCAUAUCUGGCGUAUUGUACAAUAUGUUCAAAAACCCGGAGAUGAUGGCGGUAGCCAUAGAAGAAGGGAUGACUGGCGUCGUUGAAAAAACGAUCGAGAGAAAUAUCAACGCCUACCCUUCAGCGAUCGAGCGAUUAGUAGACGUGAGGAACAUGUUGUUGCAAAAUGAGCAUCCGGCUUUCGAUCAGUCGUCGUCAGAAGACGAAUACGAUUAUUACAACGACGACAGUGGUGAAGAUGAGGAUGACAGCAGUAAUUCCGACGAAGAUGACGUACAUAUUAAUGAUGACAUCGACAAUUUGGAGGCGGAACUGGACGAAGACGAUCCACUAAAAAUUCAGCCCAACGGUGAAGAUUUUCUCGCUAACUACAAAACAUGUGACAUCUCAAAGCAUACUACUUCAGAUCGUUGCAAUAAUAAUAAUAUAUUGUUAUGAUAAUUAAUAAUGUGUUAGUCGGUCAAAACGCCGCGCGCUGUCACGUGAUGAACAUACAGGCAACUCAAUAUAUUUUCAAUACACAUACAUAAUAAUAUUUAUGUAUUAUAAUGUUAUAAUAAACUUACUAAUAAGUAUAUUUCUUUAUUUUAGCUCAGUACGAUAUUAUAUAUAAUGAAUUAUAUUAUAAACUUUUUUACUACCGACAUAGGACCGAACACGAAAAAUAUCAAAUCAGAUUUUUGUUUUAUAAAUAUGAUACAUUUUUUAUAUAAACACUAGAAAUUAUAUUUUUGUUACA
This is a messenger RNA of Myzus persicae (green peach aphid), 2343 nucleotides long. RefSeq names its product lisH domain-containing protein ARMC9-like. Gene Ontology annotation, biological process: cilium assembly. The record is from RefSeq and is a predicted model, not a curated record. Lineage: Eukaryota; Metazoa; Arthropoda; Insecta; Hemiptera; Aphididae. Gene Ontology annotation, cellular component: centriole; ciliary tip; ciliary basal body. Gene Ontology annotation, molecular function: protein binding. The transcript has 10 exons. The coding region runs from base 102 to 2042 and encodes 646 amino acids.